This is a messenger RNA of Haliotis rufescens (red abalone), 606 nucleotides long. RefSeq names its product chitin-binding domain protein cbd-1-like. The coding region runs from base 122 to 547 and encodes 141 amino acids. Gene Ontology annotation, molecular function: chitin binding. The record is from RefSeq and is a predicted model, not a curated record. The transcript has 4 exons. Lineage: Eukaryota; Metazoa; Mollusca; Gastropoda; Lepetellida; Haliotidae. Gene Ontology annotation, cellular component: extracellular region.
AGUCAGACUGACCUUCGAUAACAAGGAGCAUGGGGCGGUGUGAACGGAAUGCAAGUCUAGGUAACAGAUAAGUGUCUGUGUCCUUCCCAUCAUUCCGCCAUUCCCCUUCGUCUGGUUCACCAUGAUCUGUCUGGUGCUUCUCGCCCUCCUCCCGGCAGCUUUUGCGAUAGACUGCACCACUAGUGGUAAUGGGGUGUUUGAGAAGGGAUGUCGUGCCUUUGUCACUUGUGUCGGCGGAGUUGCCACGGUAACAGAAUGUCAAGGCAACGAAGUCUUCGACGACAUAACAAAGACAUGCGCUGAUCCCAACACGCUGAGUAACCUCUGCUCACAGAGCAAGGACUGCUCUACACGAGCAGACGCGAAGUAUGCGGAUCAAAACACCCACUGUAGUACCUACUUCACCUGCCACGGAGGAACCUACUUUGGCCACAACUACUGCCCCGGAGGUACUAUCUUCAAUGAGGUGCUGCAGUCCUGUGAUUGGCCAAACGACGUCCCGCCCCCAUGUGGAACCAAAGGGAUCGCUACAGUAGCUUCCGGUUAAGACUGACUAGGAGAGUCCGAGCCAUGUGUGCGAUUAUGUCAAUAAAGCGUUAGACAUUA